Messenger RNA from Chelonia mydas (Green sea turtle), 4238 nucleotides. RefSeq names its product transcription factor binding to IGHM enhancer 3 (gene TFE3). Gene Ontology annotation, biological process: positive regulation of DNA-templated transcription; regulation of transcription by RNA polymerase II; humoral immune response. Lineage: Eukaryota; Metazoa; Chordata; Testudines; Cheloniidae. The coding region runs from base 198 to 1832 and encodes 544 amino acids. Gene Ontology annotation, molecular function: RNA polymerase II cis-regulatory region sequence-specific DNA binding; DNA-binding transcription factor activity, RNA polymerase II-specific; protein dimerization activity. Gene Ontology annotation, cellular component: nucleus. The record is from RefSeq and is a predicted model, not a curated record. The transcript has 10 exons.
GAUCCCCCCCCAGCCCAGGGAUGAGGCAAUAACUCCGCGGCCGGGUGUUUAUCGGCCGCGAUCGGGGCUCGGGGGGUCCCGCACCGGAGCCCGCGGCCGCCCUCGGACCCGCGCUCGGACCCGCACCCCCCCCCGUCCGGCCGGGACCCCCGCUCGCCCCCCCCGGACCAGGAGCCCUGCGGGGGGGUGGGGAGAGGAUGUCGCAUGGGGCGGGGCAGGGGGCCCGGGAUCCCGACCCCCAGCGGCCUCCCCCGACUGUCUACGUCCUGCUGGAGGGACCCCGCACGGCCGAGGCCGUCCAGGUGCUGAGCCUCGAGUCCUUGCUCCCUGAGUCGGGCAUCGUCGCCGACAUUGACUUAGAGAACGUCUUCUCCUUGGCCGGGGACAACUUCUACGAGCUCAAAAGCCAGCCCAUCUCCGGGAGCCCCCCGGCCGCCCCCCUGCAGCCGCUGGCCCCCCCAGCCCCGGGGGACCCCCCCGGCCCCAGCAUGGCGUCCUCGCGGGUGCUGCUCCGGCAGCAGCUGAUGCGGGCGCAGACCCAGGAGCAGGAGCGGCGGGAGCAGCAGCAGGCGGCCCAGUUCCUGCCCCCCAACCCCGCGCCCCCCACCCCGGCCAUCUCCGUCAGCAGCCCCCUGCCCCGCCCCGCCGCCCAGGUCCCGGUCGAGGUGCUCAAGGUCCAGACCCACCUGGAGAACCCGACCCGGUACCACAUCCAGGAGGCCCAGCGCCAGCAGGUCAAGCAGUAUCUCUCCACCACCAUGGGCAGCAAGCUGGCCGCCCAGGCCCUGGCGGGCUCCAGCCCCGGGGCCCCCGCCCGCUCCCCCCAGGCUGCCUCGGCCCCCGAGCCCCACAGCCUGCCCCCCCGGCAGCAGGCCGCCUCGGGCCCCGGCAGCGCCCCCAACAGCCCCAUGGCCAUGCUGCACAUCGGCUCCAACUCGGAGAAGGAGAUUGAUGAUGUCAUCGAUGAGAUCAUCAGCCUGGAGUCCAGCUACAAUGACGAGAUGUUGAACUACAUGUCUGUGGACGGGGGGCUGCAGCUGCCCAGCACGCUGCCGGUGGGCGGGAACCUGCUGGAGAUUUAUAGCAGCCCGGGGCUCCCGGAUUCAACUGUCCCGGUCAGCAACUCCUGCCCCGCCGACCUGCCCAACAUCAAGACAGAGUUGUCAGAGAACGAAGCCAAAGCACUGAUGAAGGAGAGGCAGAAAAAAGACAAUCACAACCUGAUUGAAAGACGCAGACGAUUCAACAUCAACGACCGAAUCAAGGAGCUGGGAACCCUCAUUCCCAAAUCCAAUGACCCGGAGAUGCGCUGGAACAAAGGCACGAUCCUGAAGGCCUCCGUGGAUUACAUCCGCAAGCUGCAGAAGGAACAGCAGCGUGCCAAGGAGAUGGAGCUGAGACAGCGCAAACUGGAGCAAGCAAACCGCAGCCUGCAGCUCCGGGUGCAGGAACUGGAGAUGCAAGCCCAGCUGCACGGCUUGCCCCUCACCUCGCCGGCAGGGCUGCUGCCCCUGGGGGGCACUGGGGAGGGCGCCAAGCCAGAGGGCCCUGGCCCCCCUCCGUUCCUGGGGGGCCCCUCCUGCGCCCCGGAUCCCGCCUCUUCUGCCGCCUGCCUCCUGGACCUGGCCUUCUCCUCGGAAGAGCUGGGGGAGGCCGGGCUGGGCUUCCCCCUGGGGCUGGGGGCUGACGGGGGCCUGGAGGACAUUCUCAUGGAGGACGGGGGGCCCCUGUCGCCCCUGGGGGCCUCCGACCCCCUGCUGUCAUCCCUCUCCCCCGGCGCCUCCAAAGGCUCCAGCCGCCGCAGCAGCUUCAGCAUGGAGGAGGAUUCCUGAUCCUGGCCCCGCCCCUCUGGGGUGGGAGGAGCCAGGGGAGCCACACCUCUUCCCCAUCGGGCUCCGCCCCCUGGCUGUCUCCAGGCUCUGCCCCCCUCUUUUAUAGGCUCUGCAAGCUCCUCCCUUUCUCUCCAGCUCCAUCCCAGGGUGUGGGCCCCACCGCUUUCGCUCCAUGGGCGGCGCCCCAGGCUCGUAAGCCCCUCCCCCUCAGCUCAAGCUCCGCCCUAUUGUAUAGGCCCUAUCCCAGCUGUCAGUGGGCAGCACCUGAGUUCCAAAAGCUCCACCCCCUCCUCAAGCUCCUCCCCAUCACGGAGGCUCCACCCCUUUUAGCAGGAGGGACUGGGUCUCAGAGUUUCAGACUCUGCCCCUUUUACCCUCCCUCUCUGCCCUGUUGUGUAGGCCCUGCCCCUUAUCUGUUCCCAAGCUCCCCCCACUUUGUUCUCCCCACGGAAGCCCUGCCCUCUCCAGACCACACCCCUUUUUCAUAGGCCCCACCCCUUAUAUGCAGUCCCCGCCGUCUAGCCAUAGCCUCCACCCAUUUCCUGCAAGACAUGCCCCUUUCCUACAGGCUCCGCCCUUUCCUCUCACACUUCUGCCCCUCUCCAUUGUUCUCAAUGGAUGACCCCCCCCCCCACACCCCUCUCCCCUAUGCGCACGCCUCCCCUAAACUACUCCUCCCUUCCCCCCCAACCUUGAUUGUGGAGCAUCAGGGAACCCCCCCUGCAGCCUACUUGGGGGUCAGGGAGGCCCCAUGGCCUCUCCCUAACAGACUGUGUAUGUGGGGGUGCUUGUGAUGGGGAACCCCCAAAAGGAGCUAUUCCCCACAGCUGUGUUAAUAUCGGGGUUCAUCUGAGCCUGCACUGUGAACAGAGCCAUGGGCCCUGAAACCUAAGAGGGACAAAAUUGGGGUGUGGCCAUUGGGGGAGGGGGCUGAUCAGCCCCCACACAGCCCCCCCAAACCAGUGGGUGUCAGCUCAUUCCCAAGGGGGCUGUACACCCCAAUUUUGGGAUGGGGGUGUCCCUAGUUCCAGCUUCUUCCAAUACAUUUCCACCCCUUCUGAGUGUGUACUCCCAACAUGAGCUUCAUGGAGCUAUGUAUGAGGGGUCCCCUGGAUAAAACAGGUGUACCCCAAAACUUGUACUCCUGGAGUGUCUAGCUAUGGGGUGUCCCUUCAGAAAAUGGGGCACUGAGGCACUCCCCCAAAUGCACCCCAAAAUGUGCUCUACUGGGGGAAUUAAAAGGGGUGCUCCUUCAGAAAAUGGGGUACAGGGGGAAUGAAACAGCUGUAAGCCAAAUCCUGCAAGCCUGGGGGAUCAACUAAUAACGGGAUUCUCUCUUUUGGGGGGUGCCGAAUAACUUCCGUACACCCAUAUUUAUCUCCCCCAAAUUCCCUGCCAUUUUGGGGUGACAUUUGGAGGAGUGACUCAUGGGCUCUAAGCUUCCAUGGCCCCCCAAAAGUGGCACCAGAAAAACAUAUGAGCAGGGGAGUCACUGCUGGGCCCUGUCCUUUCCAUAGCCCCAUUGGGUAUAUGUCCCCUAAAUAGGGGUGAUGAGUUUUUUUGGGGGGAUCUAUGUCUUGUGCGGGACUCAGGCAGAUUUUGGGGUGACAUGGUAGGGGGGGAAUUUUUUUAAAAUGCUUUUAUUUUAUACAAAUCCUAUUUUGUUUUUUUAAAGAGAAAAUUAUAACCCUUUCCCGGCCCGUACAAGCCGGGGUUCAGGGGGUUCUCAUUUGCUUUUCCAUGCUCCCUACCGAGCCCGCCGCCAACAACCCCCACAGGUCUCUGACUUCGGGGAUGCAGAUGAAGGAUCCCCCUUCAUUUCCCCUCUAGGGGGCAGCUCCCCUCCAGCCCCAGCACAGGGUGCUGGCUGGCUCGGGGGGGGGGGGAGAAUGGGGCACGGGGCCUGUCCCCUUUGGGGGGCACCAGCUCCCAUCGGCCCCAGGGUGGGGCACUGGCUUGCUCAGGGGAGUGGGAAUGGGGCAUGGGGCCUGUCCCCUCUAGGGAUUGGAAGGUGGUAGGUUCAAAGGGGGAAGGUGUGGGGGUGAUAUGGGGGGAGGAGAGGGCAUGGCUGAAAACAGGAUGGGGAGUUUUGGGGGGGUGCUGCUGUGUAGCGCAGCUUGGGGGGGCUGGGUUGUAUGGGGGAAAGAGCGGGGAGGUUACAGAUAGAAAAGGGAGGGCUGGGUUGAAGAAGGGGGCUGGGGGAGCUGUGGCUAUUGGGGUGCAUGAGAGGGGACCAGCAGCCUUCUGGGGUGUGUGUGACAGCUGUAUUAGAUUGUGGGGGGGACUGGCUCUGACCCCAACUCCACCCGUACCUCCCUCCCCUGUUUUGUACCGAGACAUGGAAAUAAAUAUUUGCUUUGAGACGCUUAUAAAUAAACCCAGGCCGCCGACAAUUUUCUAACACGG